AUGUCUCUGGACAACCUACAAAUGUUCCAACCAUUGCACCGUGAGAUGGUGUACAAUCACCGGCAGGCAACUCCCCUGAGAGCUCCACCUUCAGCUUUGUCAAGGAAUAUUUCUAGAUCGGCUGAAAUCCUAGUAGCCACUACUAGAUGUGGAAAGGAGUUAAAAAGUCGGAAAACACGGAGCACUGAGCAACCGGGAGUUGGCGGAUUGAAGACCACCAGCGGUCUACCGGCUCUCGUGAAGAACUGGCCUAGCGACGAAAUCAACUUUAAGAGUAGUUCUCGUAACGGAAGCACCGAGUCAAUAUUCAUCGCCGACAUGUCCAUAGACAAACAACGUCUAAAUGACCCCGCGUCAUCGUCUAUUUCGCGUUACGCAACUCCCAGAAUUGGGUGCAACGUGCAAAUAGGGGUCGUGCUGAUGCUGGAGUGGAAGCCAAUAGGC
Messenger RNA from Iphiclides podalirius (scarce swallowtail), 444 nucleotides. The record is from the annotation of a GenBank genome assembly. Lineage: Eukaryota; Metazoa; Arthropoda; Insecta; Lepidoptera; Papilionidae.